ACAGAGGGAGGGCAAAAGUGAAAGAGUUUAGAGUACUCAACAAUCGUUUAGUUACCUUGUUAUUGCUAAUUAUAACUACCUGCAAUACAAAUUUCGUUAUGCACACGAUAAGCUUUCGUCUCUCAAUUAUUUUACAAUAGAAUUUGCAUUAGUGCUAAACGCUCAUGUGCCAAGAUGAAGCGUGAAUCCCGUUGUUGUUUAGCCACAGUGUUUCUUUUGUUUCUGAUAAUUUGUGCCUCAGUAUUAAUUUAUAUACUGCUUGCAAAUAAACUGCAUAAUACUUAUAAAUUGCAACAAGUUCUAAUUUUGAGCCGACACAAUGCAAGAUCUCCAACAUCAGAAGUGCUCGCCAAAAUCUCACCACAUUCCUGGCCGAAAUACGAGGAAAUUCCUGGACAUUUAACGAAAAAAGGAUUUCUGCUGGAAGGCUUUAUGGGUAACUACUUCUCAGCUUGGAUGGUUCAAGAAAAUCUUAUAAAAUAUGGUUGUCCCUCGCAGGAAGACUAUUUUGUUUAUGCAAAUUCUGUUGAAAGAACUCUCUCCUCGGCUAGAGCUUUUCUUGAAAAAGGUUACCCAAACUGUAAUAUUUCUAUUCAUCAUACAGACCAACCGGAUCCAGUAUUUAGUCCUUACAUACAUAAUUCGAGUAGUAUUUUUAAAGAAGUUGCUUUGAAGGAAAUGAAUAGAAUGCUGAAUGAAUUAAAUUUGAAUGCAUCAUAUUUGAAAAUGCAAGAUAUAUUGAAUUAUGAGCAAUCUGAAUUCUGUAAGGUUGAAAGAAAUUGUCACCUGACUACUGACAGCAAUGAAGUAGGUAUCGCAGCAGGGAAGAAGCCAAUACUGUCUGGACCGUUGAAGAUAUCUAAUGAAGCUGUCGAUGCAUUCUUGAUGGCAUACUACAAUGGAUUUCCCGAGGACGACAUUGGCUGGGGAAAACUAAAAACUCUAGAAGACUGGGACUCAAUAUUGAAGCUUGCAAAUGGUUAUCAUGAUGUGGUGUUCAACACAACACAUGUCGCUACUGACCUGGCUAUGCCGCUUUUGAAAUAUAUGCGCGAUAUCUUUCUAAACAAGGACUACAAAGCAAUAUUACUGAUGGGGCAUGAUGCUAACAUCCAUGUACUACUGAAGUUAAUAUCUAUAAAGCCUUUUGGCUUGCUCAAUAGUUAUGUAAGCACCCCUAUCGGGGGUAAAAUUGUGUUUCAGAAGUGGUUGAGUGUUGAGAGUAACAAGUAUUAUUUGAAAAUUAACUAUAUAUAUCAGUCAACUAAACAGUUAAGAGAGGGUAUCAGCUUGUCUAUAGACAAUCCUCCUUUAUCAAAAUUGUUAGAGUUAAAUAAUUGUGCUACUAAUGCAGAUGGCUAUUGUCCGUGGGAUAAGUUUAUGAAGUUUCUAAAAACUUUUUAACCUGCACAUUGGAUGACAAAUGACAAUAUCACCAUUGCUGUUAUAAUUUUAUGAUACUUUUCAUGAACUUUAUUAAUGCUACUAACUACUGGCACUGCUCUUCCAAAUAUUAGUUAAGUAAAUAGUUAUUAUUCUUUCAGUUUAAGGUAAUAUAG
This is a messenger RNA of Aricia agestis (brown argus), 1559 nucleotides long. Its product is annotated as glucose-1-phosphatase-like. Gene Ontology annotation, biological process: dephosphorylation. Gene Ontology annotation, molecular function: sugar-phosphatase activity. Bases 175 to 1404 code for a protein of 409 amino acids. Gene Ontology annotation, cellular component: outer membrane-bounded periplasmic space. The transcript has a single exon. The record is from RefSeq and is a predicted model, not a curated record. Lineage: Eukaryota; Metazoa; Arthropoda; Insecta; Lepidoptera; Lycaenidae.